Molecule: messenger RNA, 4320 nt
Organism: Folsomia candida
Lineage: Eukaryota; Metazoa; Arthropoda; Collembola; Entomobryomorpha; Isotomidae
Exons: 4
Coding region: 764-4099 (1111 amino acids)
Source: RefSeq, a predicted model, not a curated record
UAUACGAAUAAUUCAGUUAGUAUUCAGACUCAAACAUGCUUCCACUAAGGAAAUGUGGAAUUUUAUCAAGAACUUACUUCUGAUAAGCAUCAUCUCAUUCAAUUUGUUUACAAUAACAUACACGAGUACAGGGAGGUCAAAUUUUGAAUAUGAAAUUGCUCCCACAACCAAUUCAUGGUUUUGUGUGUUGUAUCGUAUUUCAAGUUGUGAAAGUGGAAAUGUUACCCACAAAGAAAUUUGGAAAGGUCGAAAUGUGGCUCAAAUUUUGAGAAUACGGCGAAGGUUACGUGGACGAGGAAGGAAUAGAGUCAGAAGACGACGAAGAAGGCCCAUUCGCCGCCGCCGCCGGCCACAAAGAUUGACGCUUAGAAACUCUGCAUAUUCACAACUCAUUCAAAGUGCUGUGCAAAAUUUGGCGACGGUCUCCAUCGGUGUCACAGAUAAUUACAGUUCAUCUCCCAACGGAGUUUUGCUCUUGUUGGUAUUUGGGGUGCUUCCAGUGCUGAUUCUGGUGGCUGGCGUUGCGACCUUUGUGAUGGGGCCAGUUGUAACCGCAGUUGCGUCGCUAUUGCUACCAUUGGCAGGUUUCGGACUUUUCCUUCUUCCAGCCGUGGUUCUGAGAGGCUUGACUCCGGCGUCGUCGAGUCCUGAGUUGCUUCCAGUGCCCGAUUUAGUAGACUAUUAAAGUCUGCAAUAAUUUAUUGUCAAAUUUGUCAUGAACGAAACUUUAAUCAAUGCUUAGUAAACCAAUGAAAAUAAAAAUAUGAUGAAAUACAACAAGUGUGUCAAGACAAACCUUCGCCAUAUCUGCUCUGCCAUAUUAAUUUCAAAUUUUCUGUGCGUAACGCAUCUAACUGCGGAUGACUUAAGAGAUCAACCCAAUGUUCAGCAUAAUGACAGAAUAGCAUCGACAUCGACGAUUAGACCGUGGCCAAGUGCAAAUUUUUUCAAAAAGGUUUUGAAUAUCAAGCAGAGUCGUGCCACAGUUCGACCCAGACAUGGCGAUAAUAAUGCCACGCAGCAUUCAUGGUCUCAUAAUCAUUAUGCACACGAAAAACCAACUACUAAUUCUUCUUCCAAGUUGUCCUCAGUACCCAAAUUAAACUCAAAUUUUCGAAAACGAUAUACAAAUAAGAAAAUUAGGGUGCCGUAUCAGGCAGACCAGAACCAUAAAAAUCAGAGCGGUGACACCACGCAAAGCAAGAGAGACGCAAGUAUCACACACAAGAAAGUAGUGCCCACUGCUUCUGUUACGACCAGUGUCCCAUUUGUGGAAAGAAACAGCAAUUCUACAUAUAAGGAUAAAGGUACAGAAAAUCAGGGGAAAGUCUUCUCACAAGACGAAGAUGAUGAACGCGAUGAUAUUUUGGCAUGGAAAGGUCAUCCUGAUGAUGCUGGCCCAGUAAUUAAGCAAAACAAUUACGGUGUUGGGUUUCAAUAUGAAAUAGCUCCCUAUCAAUCGCAUAAUUUGCACCAUUCAACUCCAGAUCUUAAAAGCACACCCAGACCGGAAAUCAUAACCACACCAAUGACGACUACCACCCGCACCAAAACUACUACGCCUUCUUAUAUUGAUCCUGCUACAAGAUAUGAGGAAGGGGAAAGUAUUGCCUCUGAAGAUUCAGAGAGGUCCAACCCCUGGAAAAAGGUACCAACAUUGACGGUGACAAUCCGUCCAGCUGUUGAUCAGUUGUACCCCAGCUCACCACUCCCACCCACGAGAACAAAGGUCAAGAAGAGACCACAUUGGGGUUUGGGGUCCACCCAGAGGCCAACAACAUCGCAUAUUCACAACCAUUUCCCAUUUAAGACGAGAGUAAAAACUACGCCACCUCCAAGUUACACAAUAGCACAUUUAGACUUUGACACGCCAGCUUCACCAUCUCCGACAGAAUCCUCAUUUAGUAAAACUCCAGACUUAUCGUCCGCAUAUGAUGAAAGUUUUUUCGGGUUUAGUUCUUACAAACCUAAACCAUUUUCACCGACGACAGUCCCGCAACAUGUUCAUAUCCGCCCCCACUUUGAAAACUACCAUCAAGUCAAACCCAGUGAAAUUGCGAGUUUACAAGGGCAACUUCCAUCCUCCUCCGCAUCGUCCUUGUCGUCAUUGACCCGACCAUUCACAAACAUCUGGUACAAACCUAUAAUAAACCAUUUCAUAUCUUCAACGAGCAGUAGCAGCAGUGGUGCCGAUCAUCAAAACACGGAGACAACUGCAAGUAAUGAUUUUCACGGCGGAGGGUUGAUCUUCAAAAUUUGGAACUAUAACAAUGGGAAGUUGACGCUGGUGAAUGAAAAUGUGAUCCCGGCCGGAUCAGCUUUGGACAGCUUCCAAUUGGAGAAUGGGUCAAUUUUGAAUCUUGACGAAAUUCCGAUUUCUGUUCAGGAUGUUGUCGCUUCCGCUAUUUCAGAAUUUAAUGAAAAUCAGAAGAAUAAUUUCAACAUAUUUGACACACCCAACUAUUACAACAGUGAACCAACACUAAAAAUCAACUAUGGUCACGAAAUAACCGAGCAAAUUGCAAAACCAAUAGCGUCAUUGCCACACCAGGAGAAAAAGUAUGUGAACUAUGUCAUAAUGGAUAGAAAAAGUCCAGCAACGCCAGAAUUAGACGACAUGACAUACCGGCCUACUUUGGAGUUUGGGAUCACUACAGAUGGUGCCCAGUCAUUUCCUGCAAAUUCCCACAUGUUAAAAGUUGACCAUCAGGUGUCAUCCAGUUACAGACCUCAAGUUAUUGACUCUGACACUAAAGAGACGUCUAUUGAUGAACAAUCUUGGCAACAACUUUACAAUCUGCUGCUGUCAGUCCAAGAUAUCCAGCUCCCUACACCCGUUGAGCACGAGUCUGACCCACCGGUAACACGCCCGUCCCCAAUUGCAUGGACAGACAGCUUUUCACCGGAAAAAGUUGGACACCAGCAAUUCUUGGCCGAUUUGGCUUCAGCUGCUAUCCUGAUUUCAUACCUUAAUAAGAAGAAAACUGGUGCCGCUGGUCAUCAGUCACUUCUAAACACUGUUCACUCAUCCCCAAAUCAAUCUCCAGAUAUUAACAUAAACACAACCCAACUUAUUCAACUACUUGCUCAACAAAUAAAUAAUACAAUGACCAACCAUCGGACUAACAACCUUCAAGUUCAAGCUCAUACUACAAAGUCGCCCAAAGUCAGUACCAAAAAAAAUACCAAGAAACCUCAAAGAAAACUCAAGUCUCUCCUGGUUAAAGGCCUAAUUAAGAAAGGGAUUAAGAAGAAGAUCAAAGCAAAAAAGAAGAAGAAAAUAGCCAACGUUAUGUCCAGUAUCGCAGCCCCAAUCGCACAGUUAUUCAAACACCCCAAGGAAUAUUGGUUUGAUGUCAAAUUUGAUGUGGAUCUUUAUGACAUUAUGAAGAAGAAAUUCCUCUACUACUUGGCCCUGAAAUACAUGCCAGUGGCGUUGGUGGUUGCUCUAAAGUUGGUCCCCUUGGCUUUAGCGAUGAUUCCACUGCUCUGGAAAAUCUACUGGGUCAAGAAAAAGCCAAAAUACAUCAGAGUCCCGGUACCAAUACCAGUCCCCAAACCGUAUCCUGUUUACAAAUAUUUGAAACCCCACCACAAGCACCACAGUUCGUAUCAUGAUGACCACAAGUACAGCUCAUCAGACACCAAUAAAUUAUACGAGGGUGCUACCUUGCCCCCACCAUCUCACCAAUUCCACCCCGAAUACAUACCCCCACCACCACCGAUUAUACUAAAAACACCCUACGGACCACAUCCCAUCGACCUUCAGAACGAGGCAAAUCGAAUAUAUAAAGAUGAUCAGCUAUUCCGUCCACAAACCGUCACCAACGCCUACGAGUUUGGUUUUGACCUUGGCUCAAAAAUGGGAUCUACGUCUACUCUCCUAACCAAUCAUGACAGGGAAGUGCUCAAAAUUUUAAUACAAAGUCGGAAAGACAAGCUCAAAAAAUUAUUGCAAAAAUGGAAUCUUCUUCCUGAUAAAAGAAUGUCCUCAACUUCCAUUCAAAGGUUGGGACAUUUCGUGACAGAGUCAAAUCACAAGGAGAACAUUAAUAAGUUGGCCAACGAAGGUUUAGAAACUAAUCAAAUUCUGAGAUAGUAUGAGCCCAGCAUUAAAUAUCAGGCUCGAGUUAGAAAAAACAGGAGACGACGUUAAAUUUUCUGCAAACUUUAACUGAAUUAUAUUCAAAAUUAUCAUUUGACGUUACACAUGAUGACAUAUGUAGGACAUUGACUUAUCGGAUACAUUUUAAUUAGUUAAAUAAGUCCAUAUUGGUUUGUAUUUUAAAAUAAUAAAGUGUUUUAGAUCGUAGAAAGAUA